AUUUGGGAUGUACGCAUCAUUUAUCUCGGUGCAAAACUGCAAACAAAAGGCUAAAAGAAAAAUAUAUCCGAAAAUAAAAGUUCACGAUUACAAGGGUAUUGCCAUUGAAAUCCUACUUGAUUAGACCCUAACCGAACCUAGGCCUUUACGAUUCACAUCUGAACAAAUGAGAAAUAGGCAAUUUAAUUAUUCAUAAAAAGGAGUAUUUUAUUUAUGGAUGUUUCCAUAACAACAAUCAAUAAUAGAUUUAGAAGUCAAAUAUUUUUGUCGCAUAAAGGACAAAACAAGUGAAUUUUAAAUUAAUAUUUUGAACAACCAAUAUUUUUAUUGUUGUGUGGCAUAAUUUUUCUUUGCAUCUAAUAACUAAUAACUAUUGAGUAAAAAUGGUAGAAAAGGAUGCACAGCUUGCUGCUUUAGAUAUAGGAGAAUUAGAUAUGUACGUUCAAACGAUGGAACAUUGGCGAAUAGAAUCCAUUGGAAACCAAGCGUGGCUUGAUUGGCAUAUUCGGCUACAAAAAAUGAAUCAGCAAGCCGUAUUAGAAGCUUCUUCUAUGCAGGAAGAAUUAACUAAAGAAACAUUAAUAUCGUAUGGAAAGUUGCCUAUUUUAGUCAAAGAAGCAAUAUGUAUUCAAGUGUGGCGAUUGAAAAUCUACCCGCAAAUUAUGAAAUUGGAACCGGCACCUGCCAAUACUUUUGGUUUUUACAUGGUGCUGUACCACGAAGCGGCUGUCGUAGGACUUCUUGAAACUGUGUUAUUUCACGAGGACGGCGCUCAGUGUAUCAGUGAAGUGAUCAUUGAUUUGCUUCAUUACGCUGUAGAUCAACUGACAGCUCUUGUGGCCCUUAUCAACAAUGGUUAUUUAAAACCAUUAUCUACUAAAGAACUAGACUGUGAAACAGCAGCCGAUGAACUGGAACGACAAAAGAAGGAUCUUCAAUUUGAUAUAAGUAUGAGAUGCAUCUCUAUCAUACGCUAUCUAGUUGAGCACAUGGAGGUCGUUGGAGUAGGUGCUUCAAUAUCAAGCAAUGUGUAUAAAACAUACGACGUACCAUCUAUUCUAUGCCAUCUUUUACAAUUAGAACCAUGGAGAAGAGUUGACGAUAAAGGAGAACUUCAAAUAUUUACAUUUGGUCGAUGGUCAAAGCCGUCCGAGGAGGAUUACAUACAACUACAUCGCAGUGAAGCACAACUCUGGCUAUGUCUUCGACAACUUCUGCUGGAACCUCGACUUCCUCAUCAUUAUACUAUUGACGAGUGUCGUCGAGCAGCAUUCUGUUCGCUGCAAGCGAAGAUAACAGACACCGUAUUGGAUCAAAUACCGCCGUUGGGUGAUCUCAAAAUGUUCCUUUGUCGCCUAGCCGUAGGCGAUUAUUCUAGCGUUCACACCCGUACAAAUGGUGUCAAGAAUCCAGGAUGUACUCUCAUCGAAAUUGUACCUCAAAUAAAACAAGCAUAUUUGAAGGAAGUCCACAAACGCACAAAAUCAAUAGCGAAAAAUCAAUUGGAUCAUUUCCAAUUGGAUGGGUCUGAAGCAUCUAGAAACUUGGCAAAAAAGCUUCUAGAGUCAUAUACCAGUGAUGCUGCUCUAGCACUUGACAGCGGUGGUGCAAAAUGUGCCAAGUGUGGUGACAAAGCAAGCAAAAAAUGUUCGAGAUGCAAGUCUGAAUGGUACUGUGGCAGAGAAUGUCAGGUGCAGCAAUGGCCCAAACAUAAAGACAUCUGUGACCAGUUUGCAAAAUUAUGCAUGUGAAUUUUUGAAGUACAUGCGAAUAAGUUUAUAUUUAAUCAGUAAUAUUAGGCUCGAGUCUCUUAGCUAUCUAAUGUGUAUUUUUUCAUGCUUCUCUGUAUUGGAUGUAUUAUGUGUUAUUAUUACUAAAUAAUAAAACAAUGCAUGAUU
Bicyclus anynana (squinting bush brown) is the source of this 1898-nucleotide messenger RNA. It is a transcript of the gene Zmynd10, whose product is annotated as zinc finger MYND domain-containing protein 10. Bases 384 to 1751 code for a protein of 455 amino acids. Gene Ontology annotation, biological process: inner dynein arm assembly; outer dynein arm assembly; motile cilium assembly. The transcript is spliced from 10 exons. Gene Ontology annotation, cellular component: cytoplasm; centriolar satellite. The record is from RefSeq and is a predicted model, not a curated record. NCBI's taxonomy places the organism in Eukaryota, Metazoa, Arthropoda, Insecta, Lepidoptera, Nymphalidae.